Molecule: messenger RNA, 1324 nt
Organism: Xiphias gladius (swordfish)
Lineage: Eukaryota; Metazoa; Chordata; Actinopteri; Istiophoriformes; Xiphiidae
Gene: gpn3
Product: GPN-loop GTPase 3
Exons: 8
Coding region: 115-972 (285 amino acids)
Molecular function (GO): GTPase activity
Source: RefSeq, a predicted model, not a curated record
CUUGAAACAAGAAGAAGAAGAAGAACUAGGGCAUCCGUUUAUAAAAUAUAGCUAGCUACGAUUUGCGAAUAGAGCGUCUCUAUUCUACCACAGCACCUUUUAAUUGAGGCAAAAAUGCCUCGUUAUGCGCAGCUGGUGAUGGGCCCGGCGGGCAGCGGUAAGAGUACCUACUGCUCCACCAUGGUCCAGCAUUCAGAGAGCCUAAACCGCUCAGUUCAGGUGGUCAAUCUGGACCCAGCAGCUGAGCACUUUGACUACCCUGUCAUGGCAGACAUCCGUGAGCUCAUCCAGGUGGAUGACGUGAUGGAGGACGAUUCUCUCAGAUUCGGCCCCAACGGAGGCCUGGUCUUCUGCAUGGAGUACUUCGCCAACAACUUCGACUGGCUGGAGGAAAGCCUGGGUCACAUAGAAGAUGACUACAUAUUGUUUGACUGCCCAGGUCAGAUUGAACUUUAUACACACCUCCCUGUAAUGAGGCAGCUGGUGGAGCAGCUCCAGCAGUGGGAGUUUCGCGUGUGUGGGGUCUUUCUGGUUGACUCCCAGUUCAUGGUGGAGUCUUUUAAGUUCAUCUCAGGAGUCAUGGCUGCCCUGAGUGCCAUGGUGUCUUUAGAGAUUCCUCAAGUAAACAUAAUGACAAAAAUGGACCUGCUCAGCCCCAAAGCCAAGAAAGAAAUUGAAAAGUAUCUGGACCCAGAUAUGUACUCAAUGAUGGAAGAUAACUCAGAUACCAUCAGAAGCACAAAGUUCAAGAAGCUGACUAAAGCCAUCUGUGGUCUGAUUGAUGACUACAGUAUGGUAAGAUUCCUGCCUUUUGACCGCACAGAUGAGGAAGGUAUUAACAUAGUACUGCAAAACAUCGACUUCUCUAUACAGUAUGGAGAGGACCUGGAGUUCAAGGAGCCAAAGGAGGUUGAGGAAGAGCCUGCUAACCUAAAUUACGAUGAAAUUUUUCAAGGCAAAGUGGACAGCUGAAGAGCAAUGUGACUACAGAGCUGCUGCAAAAAAGAGACUCUACGUGAGACCGAAAACAAAUCAGAGGCUGGUGAAAAACCAAAAGAUGUAUUAUAUCAAGCCCAAGUGAAGAAUGGAAUGUGACUGCAAGGACACUGAGAAAAGGACGUGUGGAAAAAGACUGACUCUGAAGAUCAUCAAUACCUUGUGUCAUAUAUGUUUAAAGGGUUUUGUUUUUGUCAGCCACUUUGGUUACUCAAGAACUAUGUGAUUUAAAUCCAUUCAAGAUUCAUUAUAUUAGGACAAUGCUGAAGUUUAAAGAGUUGUUAUCAAAUACAUUUAUAUUUUUAAAUAAAAUAUUCCACAAAACGUA